CGGCUCUUAGUAGUGACGGAUCAGCCUCGCUCUGUAAUAUUUUUUCUUUUUCUUUUUACAAUUGUUUAGUGGGGAAAAAGGAAAAAAGAAAAAGAAGCGCAGUUAAGCCACAUCACACACAUCCGUCUCAAGUACAUUCUCGCUGAUUUUAUAUUAAUAUAUAUAUUUUUUUCUUUUUUUAAAUUCGGGCUUCUCGGAUAGCUAGCUAGCUAAUCAGCUAGCCGCAGCGAAUCGGGAUUGGUGGUUCGGCUAGCUGGCCAGCGCGAGCCGUAGCUAGCUAGCUAACCGUUUUAUUACUCAGCGAUACAACCUCGAGACAAGUCGGGACAAGGCCAGUCUCAGGGUUCACCAUACUCAAUGAGCGGACAGCGCAAUGUCCGAGCGCUCUGGGCAAACUGCAAAGGGGAAGGACGGCAAAACCAAGUAUGCGUCUCUCAACCUGUUUGACACCUACAAAGGAAAGACCUUGGAAGCACAGAAGCCUGUUGUUCCCCCCCGUCAUGGCCUGCAGUCUCUUGGUAAAGUUGCCUCCGCGCGGCGCAUGCCCCCCCCAGCCAACCUGCCCAGUCUGAAGGCGGAGAACAAAGGCAACGACCCCAACGUCUCGCUCGUCCCCAAAGACGGAACAGGAUGGGCAAGCAAGCAGGAACCUGCAGACCCAAAGAGUACCGAUGUAUUGUCAGCUCCGCAGCUGGAGUCGCAGUCACCUGCGGCUUCGCAGACGCCUGCAUCGACCCGGCCGAGAACCCCGCCAGCACCAGAGGCCCCGGGUUCAGCGCUGGCCGCAGGGGGAAGAUCCUGGGCUCAGGCCAGCGUUACUCAUGGAGCACAAGGAGAUGGUGGAAAGGGAUCAAGCCGACCGUCGCCAUUCUCUCGCGAGGAAUUUCCCUCCCUGCAGGCGGCCGGAGACCAGGACAGGGCUGGCAGAGACCCGGGCACUGCAGAUCAGUGGUAUGGGCCCGGACCAAGCCUCCGCCCCCAGAAUGUGACGAGUUGGCGGGACGGGGGGGGCCGCGCGCUGGCGAUGGCCCUGCCCGGAGAGGGGGCGGUGGAGGGCGGGGCCGGGGGCGCGGUGGUGAUGGAGGGGGCGGCUGGGGGAGGCCCGCCCCCCGCUCACCAGCAGCAGCAGCAGAACCCGCUCUCCCACGGGCCCCCUAGGAACCCCCCCGCCAACAGCCCCGCCCUGCCCCUGCCCCAGCCCCCCGUGGCCACCCAGUUCCCGGGCUACCGAGGAAUGAUGCCCCCCUUCAUGUAUCCUCCGUACCUACCCUUCCCCCCACACUACGGCCCCCAGGGGCCCUACAGGUACCCCCCACCUGCCGAGGCCCCCAGGUUCUCACGCUCACAGGGAGGGGCGGGGCCCGAUGGCAGGGGCACUGCGGGCCCCCGGGGAGGGGACACAGUCAAGCGCCCCUCCAUCCUCAAACAGGACGACCUGAAGGAACUGGACGAGUUGGACCACGACGGGGACGAGGGCUGGGCCGGUGCGCAUGAGGAGAUUGACUACUCCGCCAAGCUGAAGUUCAGUGACGAUGAAGGGGAGGAGGAGGCGGAAGAGGAGAGGACCGAGACCAAGAACUGCACCCGUGAAGUGAGGGAGCAGCCUCGGUCCCAGGAUGCAGUGGGCUCUGCCCCUGCCGCACGCUCCCGCACUGCCGACAUCGGAGGGGACACCCGCCGCACCCCUCCCUCCUCCGAAGAUGCCCCCCUGCCCCCCUCUGGCAAGCCAGGCUGGACUGAGGAAGGGGCGGGCAGCUGGGCAGCUCAGGGUCGGAGGGCUGGGAUGGGGGGCCCGCGGGAGCAACCCUCCCCCCCACCGGGGCCUCUCCUAGGCCAGGCUCCCUACUCCUACUACAGACAGGACCGGCCCUCGGGUGGCGCGGCGGUGUCCCCGGGCCCCCCGGGGGCCCCCCAGCGGCCCACCGCCUCCCCCAGCCUGCUGCAGCAGCAGGGCCAGCCCCCGGCGGCCGGCCCCGCCCCCAGCCCCACCCUCGCCCCGCCCCAGGCCGAGGACGAGGACGAGACCUGGCGACAGCGGCGGAAGCAGUCGUCGUCAGAGAUCUCGGCGGCGGUGGAGCGGGCGCGGCGCAGGCGUGAGGAGGAGGAGCGGCGCAUGGAGGAAGAGCGGCGUGCGGCCUGCGCGGAGAAGCUCAAGCGGCUGGAUGAGAAGCAGCAGCAGCUGCAGCAGCAGCAGCUCCAGCAGGGCGGCGCCAAACCCGACAAUGGCAGCCCCAGCCCCGCCCUGUCCGUCUCCGCGUCCUCCCCCGCCGCCAGCCAGCCACCCUCCCCCUGCGUGGACUCCGACGAGCCCCCGCCCGUGCCCCCCUACGCCGGCACGGGGGCGGGGCCAGGAGCAGCGAGCACGGCAGCCAAUAGGCAGAGGGCGGGCAGCAACAGUAGCUAUGACUCCAACGCUGAUUCCCAGCAGGGUCCCGCCCCGCCCGCACCCCAGCCCCCGGACGCCCCCGUGCCUGUGGAGGUGAAGGAGGAGCCCGUCCGGGCCGGAGGCUCCGUGGACACGGGGAAGUCGGAGAGUUUGGGAGGGGGAGCGGGUCGUCCCUCUGGCGGCGCACCCAGUCAGGGAUACUCCAAAUACCAGAAGUCUCUGCCUCCCCGCUUCCAGAGGCAGCAGCAGGAGCAGCUUCUCAAACAGCAGCAGCAGUGGCAGCAGCAGCAGCAGCACAGCCAGGCUGCGCAGAACGCCCUGGCAGCCCAGCCCCAGGCCCCACAGGGCCCCUCUCCUGGCGCUCCGCCACAGUCUGCGCCCAAACAGCCCCCCCUGUACCCGCCCGGCUCCAUGGGCCGCCCUCCGCCCCUGGCCAUGAACUUUGACCCCCGCUGGAUGAUGAUGUCCUACAUGGACCCGCGCAUGAUGCAGGGCCGCCCGUCGCCCAUGGACUACUACCCUCCCAGCAUGCACCCCUCCGGACUCAUAGGCCGGGAGCGGUCCGAUUCUGGAGGCUCGGGGUCGGACCCCUUUGACCGGCAGCAGCCGCACCCAGGACCCCCCCAUACUCACCGCGGGACGCCCCCCAUGGACCCAAAGCUGGCCUGGGGGCCGGACGUGUUCCCAGCUGUGGCAGGAGAGGGACGUGGCCUCGGGUCACCCCUGAGGCAGAAGCAGCCGCACGAGGAAGACGAGGGUGGAAAAGGGCUGAGGAGCGACACGCCCCCUGCGCACCGCCUGCGAGAGGGCGGGGCAGGUCCCAUCCAGCAGCCCAGCGUGGCCCCCAGCUCUCCAUCGGGCUCCUCGAACCAGACGCCCCCUCCGCCCCACGCCCCGCAGGGAGGCGGUGGCCAUCACCCCCCUCAUCACCAGUCCUUCCUGGGGGGCCGGAGCAGCUACAGCGCCUUCCCCGAGAGUGCCCCCCGUGCUCCCCCCCAGCAGCGGGGCGGCGGGGGCGGCCUGCACGGCUUCAGCCACCCUGACGACGUCCCGCGUGGCGCCCAGCAGGGCCAGAUCUGGGGGGCCCCCCACCCCCACUACGACCGCAACGGCCGCUCCGACCUCUCCCCCCUGGAGGGCAACCCCCACCUCCACCAGCACCACCCCCAUCACCCCCACCCCUCCCACUUCCCCCUCCACCCUCACAAGGCGGAGAACGGCAGGGAGAGAGGGGGGGAUGCGAAGAAAGGCGACCCCUCGCCCCCGCUCCACCAGCCCAGCCUGUCCUCCUCCUGCUCCUCCUCUUCCUCGUCCUCAUCCUCUGCUCGGGACGAUGGCAGCGGCAAGCCACCCCUGCACCACCUGGCCCCCCAGCAGGAGCACGAGGCGGGGACAGGGGGUGGUGGGGGCAGAAGGCCCGAAAAACCGGGUGGCCACCCCUCUCAUCCGCCCCUCCAGCAGCAGCACCCCAAACCCGGCCAGCGCGGGCGGGAGCACAAGACUGAGACACAGUGGGGGCCACGGCCCGGCAGCAGCAGCGCGGGCGGCAGGAAGCCGGGCGGCGGAGCAGGCGGGGGCAUGCUGGACGAUCCCGCCAAUCCCGCCGAGAGCAAGCCCUCCACACAGCCAGGGGGGGCUAGUGUCGGCAAGAGAGCCGGGCCGAUCAAGAGGCCAGUGCUGAAGGAGAUGAAGAGAGAGGGAGGGGAAGGAGAAGGAGGAGAGAAGGCAGCGGGGGGAUCGGGGAAGGACAAAGAGCAGGACGGCCACCAGCCCUCGGCCAAGCAAGACACAGCCUCGGGCCCCCAGACCACCUCCGCACCCUCCGGAAAGGACGAUCCGCCCCAGGUGGCGAAACCCAGGAACGGAGGGAAAGAGCGGGUGUCGGGAGGAGGAUCGGGCAAAGGGCCCAAAGACGGCGAUGCCUCUGCCUCCUCCCAGGGCUACUCCGCCCCCGCUUCUCGUCGGGGAGACCGCGAGCGCUCCUUUGAAAGGGGAGGUGGUGGCGGGGGCGGUUCCUACCACCACCCUGCUCCCCCGAGGGGCAGCAGAGCCGGCCGCGCCAGAGGGGAGUUCUACGGGAGAGGCCGGGGCUACAGGGGCACCUACACAGGCAGUGGAAGCGGGGGUGGCAGCAGCAGUCGCGGCCGUGCUGGAGGCAGGAGCAGUCGAGACUACAGAUCGACAGCGAGCAGCAGCUACCACCACAGUACCCAGGAUUGCCUGAAAGGGGAACCUGCCGCACCGGGCGGCAGGCACAGCCAGGGGGUGUCCCAGCUGAACCCGGGACGUGCCAGGAACCGCAGCGAGACCAGGAGCGAGGGGUCUGAGUACGAGGAGGUCCCAAAACGCCGCCGGCAGAGGGGGUCAGAGACGGGCAGCGAGAGCGCGGCCAGCGACCUUGCCCAAUCCGACAAGGAGGACAGGAAGCAGCAGCCCAAGAACGGCAGUGGCGCGGACAAUCCCACUACUGCCACCACUGGCCCCACCCCCGGCAUGCAGCCCAGAGCCACGCAGGCCCGCGUCUUCACCCCCCGGGGUGUCCCGUCGCGGCGCGGGCGAGGGGGCGGCUCAGGAGGCGGAGUCUACAGGAGCGGGGGCGGUGGAGGAGGCGGGGUUUCAAGCAGUCAUCGAUCGGGGUCCGGCUCCAGCUCCCACGGCUGGACCGCCAAAUCCUCCUCUGCCCGAAAGCAGCAGGUCCCCUCGCAGCCCUCUCCCCCCAAAGACGUGGGCCGCGGGGGCAGCGGAGAGAAGAAGGACAAGGCCACCGACUCGGGGCACGCCCAGAACCAGAGCGCAAACCCCGCCCUAUCCUCCACCCCCACUGCCCCUGCCACCGCCCCCCAGGGCUCCUCUGAAAACGGAAGCGCGGGAGCGCAGCUUUCUGCAGCCAACCCCCUCCCUAACUCGACGGGCGCGGCCCCCGCCCUGCCCCCGCCCUCCUCGGCACCAGACGGCCGCAUCUUUCCCCCCCGCAGCUUUGAGCGCCCCCCACGCCGGCGCCGCCAUGGCCGCUCCCAGCACCAACAGGACAAGCCCCCCCGCUUCCGCCGGCUGAAGCAGGAGCGAGAGAACGCCCGCAUCAACGGCGGGGGCGGCGGGAUCCCUGCAGCAGGGGGCCCGCAGCAGCGCCCCGCCUCCCCGUCCCACAACUCCCUGCAGGACACGGACGGCACUCCCAACGCGACGACGACCAACACCGGCACUCUCAAUGCAAACCAUACCGUGGCAGCAAGCAACAGCGGCAGCAACAGCGGCGGGCACCUCGCAGCGGGGACCCCCAACCUGAACAGCCACCACCACCACCACCACACGCCGGCCGCUAACCCCCAGGGCCACCCCCAGCACCACCACAACCACAACCCAGCAGGGGGCGCCAAGUCCCCUGACAUCUCCAAUCAGAAUUCAGACCAGGCCAACGAGGAGUGGGAGACGGCCUCGGAGAGCAGCGACUUCGCCUCGGAGUUCCGGGAGAGGGAGGGCGGCGGGAGGGGCGGGGGAGGGGGGCGGUCCUACCACCACCACCACCCCUCGGGAAGAGGAGGAGGAGGAGGAGGGGAGCGAGAGAUGACCGCGAAAGAGUCCGCGGCCAACAAGAGGAGCUUCUCCAGCCAGCGACCCGGGAUGGAGCGGCAGAACCGCAGAGUGAAUGCGGGCGGAGGAGGGGGAGGGGGCGGGGCCAGGGGCCCCCGGGGCCCACCCGGCGGAGGCGGAGGCAGCGGCCCUGGCAACGGAGGCGGUAACCGUGGCGACAGGCGGGGAAACUGGUCCUCGCCCAAAAACCGGAAGUGAAAUGAAAUUUUUUUGGAAACAUUUCAGUUUCAUCCCCUUUCUUCCCCUCCCCCCAUCUUCAUAUUAGCACAUUAUUGUACAUUCUAUAUAUAAGGAGACAGCAUACACGCUCACCCUGCCUCCAUCUCCUCUCUCAUCUCUCUUGCCCGUUUGUAAAUUCACCCUCUGCUCCCGUCACGCUCACCUCUGUCCCUUUGUCCCUCACCCCUCUCUUUCUGUUGGAUAUUAAAAAAAAAAACGGCCUCAAUCAGUUUUGAAUGCAAACAUCCUUUUGCUGAAACAAAAUCAAAGUUUGCAUAUACAAGCACAAAACAAACACAGAGCAGACGACACCCUGGUAUACAUGCAAAACGUGGUAUGUGGUCGCGUCGAGAGUAUCGGCAUAUGAGUGUUCAGACUCAGACACUUUCAGAGUAGGCCAAUGUUUGUAUUUAUGUACUUGUAUAUUUAUACCACAGUUGGGGCUGGGGGUGGCAUUUCAGACGGCAGUUCUGCGUAGUUCCUUUAAGGGGAGGGGGGAGGUUGUGUAUUUUAACAAAAGCAAUUGUACAUUAGAUUUUCUUCCCCCUCCUUUUUGUGUUUUGUUUUUGCCUGCAAUUUUCAAUUCAAAUUUAAACCUCAGAAAUGUUUGGGGUGUGUAAUCUUUUUCUUUCCUUUUUUUUGCUGCAAAGCAGGUCAUUAAAAUAUCUUUUUGUACAACGCCCUUAUCUUCUCAGUUUCUGACCUCUCACAACUCCGUCUAUAAUUACUGUGAUUACCAACUUACCAACCUUAUUUAAAUACUACUGCUGACCCACACUCACAUUGAUUUGGGUUCUAACGUCAUUGUCUUGCUGCUUGUUUAAAAAUAUGGCGUGGUUAAGUUUGCUGACCUGCUCUCUUCUCAGUCUUUGGUUCCCCUUGGUCCUGUUAGGGUUAUUCUGAUUUUCAACAUGCAGUGAUUCGAUUGUACAUGCAAAAAAUACUUCUCUGAAAAGAAAAGGUUCUCUCUCAUCGCAGGGUUUUUCUUUACUUUACCCCAAGACUUAAGUUUAUCUUAAGUGUUUUCUAAGUGUACAGAACAUGUCCUCACAUGACUCCCAUGUUGAUUAUUUCAAUAUUUGUAAUUCCUUCUUAGAAUAAAUGUUGUCUGAGAUGAAUUGAUCACAUUUUUCCAUAUGAACACUGAAGGAAGGGAUCUCGCUCAUUUGUUGUUUCGAGACAAGUGUCUGUAGUGAGAAGUUUUCUUUUAAGAGAAUUAUUUUUUGCUCUUGGUGUAGGUUGGUCCACUAUAAACACUCCCGUAGUGGCAAGAGGCAUUUGGCUGUGUGUGUGUGUGUGUGUGUGUGUGUGUUUUUUAAUGCCUGCCAGAAAGUUUGUAGUAUGUAUUGAGCAAAGUUACUUUGUGUAGCAUAUGUGAUAUUCUGGUCUAGUGGAGCCGACAUGGGGCCCGUGUGCUUGAGUAUUGUAGUGUUACUACACCGACUCUGCAGACUUGGUAGACAGUUUAGGGAGGUGCUGUACUAGCGACCGCACUGUGCUGUAGAACAUCCCCUUCCAUUUCAGCCAAAGCAGAAUGUUUUACUCUUUUUUUUCCUCCGUUUCUGGUGUGUGGACGGUGUGAACAUGUCAGCUGGGCUCUGUGCAUGGCUGGGCUGUAUCUGUGGCCGUGAAGACAGCACAGUGUCUCGCUGCGGGACUGUCGGGCAGAGACGGCCGUUAUGGCGAUGGGUCACAUGAUCUGUUCUCAACAAAUCUGCCAGACAGAGCUUUGCGUAGGAAAUCAAUGGCUUUAAAAAAAAAAAAAAAAAAAAAACCUUCCCUACUACUCAGACAAUGUUAAUAAAGCAGAUUUUGGCUGGUAAGGUGAGGAACACUGUCACACUAAUGGACACACAGGUGCAUGCACACACACGCGUAUAUACACACACACACAUACGCGUACACUCACACACACACGGCUUCUUGGAAUGAGAAAGAAAGGGCAACAUCCAGGUUUAAACAGUUUAAGCGCUUGUUUUUUUGUGAGUCUUUGUUUCACCGCUGUAAGUUGGGGUUUCUCUGUCGUCUGGAAGAGCUUACAAUUGGAGGGUAGUGUUUUGGGAUGUUUGUGGGUGCAUUUGAGUGUGUGUGUGCGCGCGCGCCUGUGUGGGUGUGUGAAUCUGAGUGUUAAUAUGCGACGUCCUCUUGGGAGGAGCAUGUACCUUUCCUCACCCUUGGACAAUUCCCCCCCCCCAGUUUUUCUUGCCUAUAUACAUUCUACAGGCGUGUGUAUAGGUGUAACCAAAUGAACAAUUUCACACGACUAACAGAGUGUUUGCUCAGCGUUGCUCAACUGACAUUUUUUUUAUUAUUAUUCUUCAAGAAACUUUAAGGGGGAAAGUAAGAACAACUGAAGUGGGUAAUGCUCCUCUUCACAGCGCAUGAACUGAACCGGAGAUUAACGCUGGUCUCUGAAACAACAGUCCAAGCAGAUACACUGUUGUUCUUCAUGUGGUUCCACUUGUACAGUUUCUAAGUGUUCCUCUAACUCUCAGAAGGGUCUCAAGGUUGACUUGCUCAUACUGUAUGCGCCCGUGUUCAAAAACGAAGUAUAUUCCUCUUUUAAAACUCAAAGAUUGUACUAUAUUUCCGGCAUUACCAAGGUACCUGGAGAGGUUUGAGCUGUUAUAACAUUAUGGUUUAUAAAUGGAGACUGUAAUAUACACACACGUAUGUAUAUUGGUAUGUAUUCGAGUUCGUCUACCCCAACUUACAUUCCCACACAUAAAUGUUGCCAUUUUUUUAAGUUCAAGGGAGCAAUGUACAAGCAGAGAAGUGUCUUAUAAUAAAAAAUUAUACA
Messenger RNA from Megalops cyprinoides (Indo-Pacific tarpon), 8996 nucleotides. RefSeq names its product proline-rich coiled-coil 2A (gene prrc2a). The transcript has 17 exons. Lineage: Eukaryota; Metazoa; Chordata; Actinopteri; Elopiformes; Megalopidae. Gene Ontology annotation, biological process: cell differentiation. The record is from RefSeq and is a predicted model, not a curated record. The coding region runs from base 374 to 6175 and encodes 1933 amino acids.